ACCACCUAACUCAGUGACGCCGCGGCCGCCUCCUGCCCAGGUCAGAACGCUCCCGGGCGGGGUGCGGUCGUGCAAUAGGAAGCCGAGCGCGUUGCAAGCUUCCCGUCGGACACCCGCUGCCCGGCCCCUCACCCUACCUAGUGCAUUCCCUGGACAUCUCCGGGGUCCCCACCUGUGGUCCUCGGAGACCCCUUCCGGGCCAGCCAUGCCUCUAAGUCGCACUUUGUCCAUGUCCUCACUGCCAGGACUGGAGGAUUGGGAGGAUGAGUUCGACCUGGAGAACACGGUGCUCUUCGAGGUAGCCUGGGAGGUGGCCAACAAGGUGGGGGGCAUCUACACGGUGCUCCAGACGAAGGCGAAGGUGACAGGGGAUGAGUGGGGCGACAACUACUACCUGGUGGGACCGUACACGGAGCAGGGUGUGAGAACCCAGGUGGAGCUGCUGGAGCCCCCAACCCCAGCUCUGAAGAGGACGCUGGACUCCAUGAACAGCAAGGGCUGCAAGGUGUAUUUUGGGCGCUGGCUGAUUGAGGGGGGCCCCCUGGUGGUGCUCCUGGACGUGGGGGCCUCAGCUUGGGCCCUGGAACGCUGGAAGGGAGAGCUCUGGGACACCUGCAACAUCGGGGUACCCUGGUAUGACCGCGAGGCCAACGAUGCCGUCCUCUUUGGCUUCCUCACUACCUGGUUCCUGGGUGAGUUCCUGGCCCAGAAUGAGGAGAAGCCACAUGUGGUUGCCCACUUCCAUGAGUGGUUGGCAGGCAUUGGGCUCUGCCUGUGCCGUGCCAGGCGGCUGCCUGUGGCAACCAUCUUCACCACCCAUGCCACAUUGCUGGGGCGUUACCUGUGUGCUGGUGCUGUGGACUUCUACAACAACCUGGAGAAUUUCAACGUGGACAAGGAAGCAGGUGAGAGGCAAAUCUAUCACCGCUACUGCAUGGAACGUGCAGCAGCCCAUUGUGCUCAUGUCUUCACAACUGUGUCUCAGAUCACUGCCAUUGAGGCCCAGCACCUACUCAAAAGGAAACCAGAUAUUGUGACCCCCAAUGGACUGAAUGUGAAGAAGUUCUCUGCCAUGCAUGAGUUCCAGAACCUCCAUGCUCAGAGCAAAGCUCGGAUCCAGGAGUUUGUACGAGGCCAUUUUUAUGGGUAUGCAUCUGACUUCAACUUGGACAAGACCUUGUAUUUCUUUAUUGCUGGCCGCUACGAGUUCUCUAACAAGGGGGCUGACGUCUUCCUGGAGGCCCUGGCCCGGCUCAACUAUCUGCUCAGAGUGAAUGGCAGUGAGCAGACGUGGUUCGCCUUCUUCAUUAUGCCAGCUCGGACCAACAAUUUCAACGUGGAAACCCUCAAAGGCCAAGCCGUGCGCAAACAGCUUGAGAUGAUAAAGGAUGAGGAAGAAAGCCUGUAUGUGUCUGGGGAACAGCAUUCAGGGAUGGGGGAACAGCAAAUGCCCUGGGAAUGUUUGAGAAAUGGCAAAGGAGGCCAGGACACUGCCAACACAGUGAAGGAGAAGUUCGGGAGGAAGCUUUAUGAAUCCUUAUUGGUGGGGAGCCUCCCAGACAUGAACAAGAUGCUGGACAAGGAAGACUUCACCAUGAUGAAGAGGGCCAUCUUUGCCACACAGCGGCAGUCUUUUCCCCCUGUGUGCACCCACAAUAUGCUGGACGACUCUUCGGACCCCAUCCUGACCACCAUCCGCCGAAUUGGCCUCUUCAACAGUAGUGCCGACAGGGUGAAGGUGAUUUUUCACCCAGAAUUCCUCUCCUCCACAAGCCCCCUGCUCCCUGUGGACUAUGAGGAGUUUGUCCGAGGCUGCCACCUUGGGGUCUUCCCUUCCUACUAUGAGCCUUGGGGCUACACACCGGCUGAGUGCACUGUUAUGGGCAUCCCCAGUAUCUCUACCAACCUCUCCGGCUUCGGCUGCUUCAUGGAGGAGCACAUUGCAGAUCCCUCAGCUUACGGUAUCUACAUCCUGGACCGUAGGUUCCGAAGUCUGGACGAUUCCUGUUCGCAGCUCACCUCCUUCCUCUACAGCUUCUGCCAGCAGAGCCGGCGACAGCGCAUCAUCCAAAGGAAUCGCACAGAACGUCUCUCCGACCUUCUGGACUGGAAAUACUUAGGCCGGUACUACAUGUCUGCACGCCACAUGGCGCUGGCCAAGGCCUUCCCAGAUCACUUCACCUACGAGCCCCACGAGGAUGCGACCCAGGGGUACCGCUACCCACGGCCAGCCUCGGUGCCACCAUCGCCCUCACUUUCACGACACUCGAGCCCACACCAGAGCGAGGAUGAAGAAGAACCUCGGGACGGGCCCCUUGAGGAAGAGCGUUACGAUGAGGAUGAGGAGGCUGCCAAAGACCGGCGCAACAUCCGCGCACCAGAGUGGCCGCGCCGGGCCUCCUGUGCCUCUUCCACUGGUGGGAGCAAGCGCAGUAACUCUGUGGACACUGCGCCCUCCAGCUCAAUCAGCACGCCCAGUGAGCCCCUCAGCCCCGCCAGCUCACUGGGUGAGGAGCGCAACUAAGCCUCCACUCCACACUCCCUGCCUGUCGUUUCCUUCCUCCAGGGAAUGGAUGCCGGGAGCACUGUUUCUGAACCCACUCCAGAUCCUGAGUGGUAUCCACACCCAUUGUGUGGACCACAACCCAGCCCCUUCCGCCAUACACUCCAACCCCUCCAGCUCCACCAUGGGAGUCUCCACACUCCAAAAUCCACAAUGCUGUGCCUUUCUUGGGUUUCAGGUUGCAUUAUCUGUACCCUGGAGUCCCUCGGGCUUGAACUGGGUCCCAGAGGCCUGGAAUCUGCCAUUAUUCUGCUGUGGUGCCAGAGGUUUUAGGAAAACUGGCCUGUUGCUUUCCAGACCGAGUCUCCUAGAGCCCUUUGUGGCUUGCAAUUUCUACAGCAUACAGAGCAUGCCAUGCUCAGGCCAUGCCUGAGGACCACCAAGUGCUGUAAACUACAUGGUUUCCCUGCUAAUGGGACCCUUUCAGGGACUUAAGUAACUGAAUGCCAACUGUCCUGUAUUUCAACUCAGAACCCGGCUCCAGGAUGGGAUCAUGUUCUAGCCCUCUCUGGUGUCCAGUUCCCACCCACCCCCGACCCCUGUUCCUGUCAACCCCCACACUUUGGCCAAGCCAGGGGUGGCAGAACUGCUUGGUUCCUCAUUCCUUCUGGAGCACUUGCAGAUAUGGUCUAGAUACCUUUCUGCCUUUCUGGUCUUUUCUGUACCAGAUCCCACUCCUUCCCUGAGUCUGAGCUCUCCUCCGAAUCUGGAGAUUCUUUCUCUGCCCUCCAGAGAAUUCCUCUGCUGAGCACAACCCCUACCCCCCAGCUGUCCCCACUGCUCAGCCCACCGUGAAACCACUGGGUUCUAGGUCCCAGCUGCUGAAUCUGGAGCCUUACCACUGUGCUGCAUCCUGGUCCCUUUCCCCUGAUCUCUAACUGGGUUCUAGAAGCCCUGCAUUUACCUCAAGGUACUUCCAUCCCCAAGCUGUGCCCUGCCCCCAGCUUUGGUGAAAGGGAGGGACCCCUCACGUGUGCUGUGCUGUGUCUGAUGCACUGCUUGGUUUGUAGUUGGGAGGGGUGUGAUUAGAGUGUGUCCAGAGAUGAAAAAAUACAUCUAUAUUUAAGAAUCCCACAUAUGGUCAGACAUGAGCACUUGGUGGGCCUCACUCCUGAUUCCCCCAGACCUCAUUUUAGUCCCUGCCCUGGCCCACUCCAUGGUUGCUUAUCUCAUGCUAUUGGAGCAAUUUGGAUUGCUGUUCUAAGAUUCCAGUGUUGUUCAGGGAAGGCACAUCUGACUACUUAGCUGGGACUUAAUUUGCAAGUGGCACAAGUGGCAAGUGAUCUUUGGCAUGAAGGGGCUCUGUGACAAAAGAUCCACAGGGCAGCCAUGAGAACCAUGUAGUUCUUUAAAUUAAAUGUGGUUUCUCAGUAAUACUGGUCAUCAGCAAGUGUUCAACAACCACAAGUGGUCCAUGGCUAUCCUAUUGGACAUCACAGAUGGAUGGAUUGGCUUCGCAUGUUUCCAGGACUCUGGUUUCUGUACUUUGGCCUCACUGUCCUCUAGAUGGCUUUAUUUAAAAACAAACUUUUUUGUUCUAAUCUUCACUAGGCCAUAUGUGCGUCUCUGAGCCAAUCACUACUCAGGAAACUAGAAAACUCCAAUUGCUUUGGAUCUGGAUAUGUCGUCAUCUUUCCCGUUAGCCUGUUACAGUCAUGCAGAAGUUCCCCUCGCUCUCUGAAAUCACGAGUGGCCAUCAAAGUGUGAUGACAGCAGAUAAAAUAGCAACCACUUAAGAUGUCUCUUCUACCCUGAAGGGAGGGGAGAGGGGGUCAGAACUGACUCAGCAGUUUUGUAGCUUGGCCCCAGCAAAAGCCAAGUCUUCUGUUAAGCUUCUUCACUUCCCACUUGGAUAAUGUGGACCCAAGUCUCACAUCGUUUCUGUGUUGAGCCCCACACCCCUAGCUCAACACUUCUUGGGCAUCAUGUGUACCCAGCUGCUCAGAUCCACCUAAUAAUUCCAGAUUGUGUCUUGUGGUUUUAUUCCAACAUGAGCCAUUAUCUCUAAAGUUGUAGAAAACAGCCUUUGGAUAUCAUACCCAGGCAUUGGCCUCAAUUUGCCCACAUAAAGGGGUUAAUAAUUAUA
This is a messenger RNA of Sciurus carolinensis (gray squirrel), 4649 nucleotides long. It is a transcript of the gene Gys1, whose product is annotated as glycogen synthase 1. Gene Ontology annotation, molecular function: alpha-1,4-glucan glucosyltransferase (UDP-glucose donor) activity. The record is from RefSeq and is a predicted model, not a curated record. Gene Ontology annotation, biological process: glycogen biosynthetic process. Lineage: Eukaryota; Metazoa; Chordata; Mammalia; Rodentia; Sciuridae. Gene Ontology annotation, cellular component: cytoplasm.